AUGACAAGGGGGUUAAGAUUCCUGUGUUGGCCCCUGUGGCCUCUGGCCCUCUUCAGCCUGCUCACUACAGUGAAGAUGCUGGAAUUUGGUGGGGCGCCCGGCCAGUGGGCACGCUACGGACGCUGGGAAGCCGGAUCAGUGGGCGAGCUGAGCUUCAGUCUCAAGACCAACAUCAGCAAAGCUUUGGUACUCUACCUGGAUGAUGGCGGCAACUGUGACUUCUUGGAGCUUCUGAUCGCCGGUGGGCGCCUCCAGCUGCGCUUUGCCAUCCACUGUGCCGAGCCAGCCACGUUGCACAUGGAGACACGGGUGAAUGAUGACCGAUGGCACAUGGUCUUGCUCACCCGCAACUUCCGGGAGACCCUCCUGAUGGUGGAUGGUGAGACAAAAGUGGCUGAGGUCAAAUCCAAAAGGAAGGAGAUGGCAGUGGUCAGUGACCUGUUUGUGGGCGGGAUCCCACCUGAUGUGCGCCUCUCAGCUCUGACAUCUAGCACAGUGAAGUACGAGCCACCUUUCCUGGGCUUGAUCUCCAAUCUGAAGGUGGGGGAGAUGCCUCCCGCUUUGUUAAAUAGCCAAGGCAUUCAGAGCGACCUGGAGUACCUGUGCACCAAACAGAACCCGUGCUUCAAUGGAGGGCUUUGCUCUAUUCAGUAUGGAGAAGUUCACUGUGACUGCACCCACACCCGCUUCAAGGGGAAGUACUGCAAGGAAGCUGAAGAGUAUGCUGUUGAAGGUCUGGCGCACCUGACGUUAAACGACCAAGGUAUGGAAGGGGAAUCAUCUCAAGUCGGUAAAGAAGAGUCGGUGGCCACCUUCAAGGGCAACGAGUUCUUCUGCUACGACCUGUCGCUGACGCCCAUCCAGAGCAGCACCGACGAGAUCACGCUUUCCUUCCGCACGCUGCAACGCAACGGCCUCAUGCUGCACACCGGGAAAUCGGCGGACUACGUGAACCUUUCCCUGAAGAGCGGCGCGGUCUGGCUGGUCAUCAACCUGGGCUCGGGGGCGUUCGAGGCCCUAGUGGAGCCGGUCAACGGCAAGUUCAACGACAACACCUGGCAUGACGUGCGCGUCACCCGCAACCUGCGCCAGCACGCAGGCAUUGGACACGCUAUGGUGACCAUCUCAGUGGAUGGUAUAUUGACCACCACUGGUUACACCCAGGAGGAUUACACCAUGUUGGGUUCGGAUGACUUCUUCUACAUCGGAGGGAGCCCCAACACGGCGGACCUGCCCGGAUCACCAGUCAGCAACAACUUCAUGGGCUGCCUUAAAGAUGUGGUGUACAAGAACAACGACUUUAAGCUGGAGCUGUCUCGGCUGGCUAUCGAGCGCGACCCUAAGAUCACCCUGAAUGGGGACCUGGUGUUCCGCUGUGAGGACGUGGCAGCCCUGGACCCCGUCACCUUUGAGACCCCCGAGUCCUACAUCUCCCUGCCCAAGUGGAACACCAAGAAGACGGGAUCCAUCUCCUUCGACUUCCGUACUACGGAGCCCAGUGGGCUCCUGCUGUUCAGCCACGGCCGUCCUCAGGGUCCCAAAGAGCAGAAGCCCGGUAGGGAGCUGAAGACAGAUUACUUUGCCAUGGAGCUGCUGGAGGGGUAUUUGUACCUGCUGAUCGAUAUGGGCUCUGGAAAAACAAAGCUGAAGGCCAGCAACAAGAAGGUCAAUGAUGGGGAAUGGUGCCAUGUGGAUUUCCAGAGGGAAGGGAGGAAAGGAUCUAUCUCAGUCAACAGCCGCAGCAUGCCCUUCAGCUCCCCAGAGGGCAGUGAAAUCCUGGACCUGGACAGCGACAUGUACCUGGGCGGGCUGCCCGAGUCUAAGUCGGACCUCAUCCUGCCACCGGAGGUCUGGACGGCGCUGCUCAACUACGGCUACGUGGGCUGCGUCCGCGACCUCUUCAUCGACGGCAAGAGCCGCGAUGUCCGCCGCCUGGCUGAGAUGCAGAGCGCGUUCGGCGUCAGCAGCUUCUGCACCCGCGAGCUGCAGAAGAGGUGCAGCAGUGCCCCCUGUGGCAACACAGGUCUGUGCAAAGAGGGCUGGAACCGCUACAUAUGUGACUGUAUCGGCACCGGAUACCUGGGAGGCAACUGUGAGAUAGAGGCGACGGUGCUGAGUUAUGACGGCAGCAUGUACCUGAAGAUCAUCAUGCCGGUCACCAUGCACACGGAGGCCGAGGACGUGGCGCUGCGCUUCAUGUCCCAGCGGGCGUACGGCCUGCUCAUGGCCACCACCUCCAAGGAGUCGGCGGACACCCUGCGACUGGAGCUGGACGGAGGCCGCGUCAAGCUCACCGUGAACCUCGAUUGUAUCAGGAUAGACUGUAACCUCAGCAAAGGACCUGAGACGCUGUUCGCGGGGCAGAAGCUGAACGACAAUGAGUGGCACACGGUGAAGGUGGUGCGAAGAGGCAAGAACCUGCAGCUGUCUGUGGAUAACGUCACAGUGGAAGGCCAGAUGACUGGUGCCCACACACGUCUCGAGUUCCACAACAUCGAGACGGGUAUAAUGACCGAGCGGCGCUUCAUAUCUGUGGUGCCCUCAAACUUCAUUGGCCAUCUCCAAGGCCUGACCUUCAACGGGCUGCCCUACCUAGACCAGUGCAAGAAUGGCGACAUCUCCUACUGCGAACUGAAUGCCCGCUUUGGCAUGCGCCACAUCAUUGCAGAUCCAGUGACGUUUCGAACGAAAGGCAGCUACUUAGCGUUGGCCACUUUGCAGGCUUACGCCUCCAUGCACCUCUUCUUUCAGUUUAAAACCACCACGCCUGAUGGCCUGAUGCUCUUCAACUCUGGAGACGGGAGUGACUUCAUUGUCGUGGAACUGGUGAAAGGAUACGUCCACUACGUCUUUGAUCUUGGCAACGGGCCGUCGCUGAUGAAGGGCAACUCAGACAAGCCACUCAAUGACAACCAGUGGCACAACGUGGUGGUGUCCCGGGACGCAAACAACGUGCAUACACUCAAGAUCGACUCGCGCACCGUUACGCAGCACUCCAAUGGAGCACGCAACCUGGACCUCAAAGGGGAGCUGUACAUCGGUGGCGUGACAAAGAACAUGUACAGCAAUCUGCCCAAGCUGAUAGCAUCCCGGGACGGGUACCAGGGCUGCCUGGCCUCCGUGGACCUGAACGGGAGACUCCCUGACCUGAUCGCAGAUGCACUCCAUAGGGUGGGCCAGGUGGAACGAGGCUGCGAUGGACCCAGUACCACCUGUACGGAGGAGUCUUGCUACCAUCAGGGAGUGUGUCUCCAGCAGUGGGAGGGCUUCACCUGCGACUGCACCAUGACGUCCUAUGGAGGUUCAUUCUGCAACGAUCCUGGGACAACAUACAUCUUCGGGAGAGGCGGAGCCCUCAUCACAUACACCUGGCCACCCAAUGACCGGCCGAGCACACGGGCAGACCGGCUGGCAGUGGGCUUCAGCACGCAGCUGAAGGAGGCGGUUCUGGUCAGGGUGGAGAGCGCCAAGGGACUGGGAGACUACCUGGAGCUGCACAUAGAACGGGGAAAGAUCGGCGUGAUCUUCAACGUGGGAACAGAUGACAUCGCCAUCGAGGAGAGCGCAGUGAUGGUGAGCGACGGCAAAUACCACGUGGUGCGAUUCACGCGGAGUGGUGGCAACGCCACACUACAGGUGGACAACCAGCCAGUCAUCGAACGUUUCCCCUCAGGGAACUUUGAUAAUGAGCGCCUGGCUAUUGCUAGACAAAGAAUCCCAUACCGACUUGGUCGGGUAGUUGACGAGUGGCUACUCGACAAAGGUCGUCAGUUGACCAUCUUCAACAGCCAGGCGUUCAUCAAAAUUGGUGGCGGUGGAGAGAAGGGUCGCCACUUUCAGGGCCAGAUCUCAGGCCUGUACUACAACGGCCUGCAGGUGCUCAAACUGGCGGCCGAGGGCGACCCCAACGUCCAGACCCAGGGCAACCUGCGGCUGGUGGGUGACGUGCCCUCGGUGCUCACUACAGACACCACCUCCACCACCCCGCUGGCUGAUAUGUCCACCACAAUCAUGGAGACAACCACCACCAUGGCCACGACCACCACCCGCAAACAGCGCUCGCCCACCAUGAGGGACAGUGUCACACAGAAUGCAGAUGACCUCUUGGUAGCAUCAGCUGAGUGUCCAAGCGAUGACGAAGAUUUGGAGGAGUGUGAGCCUGGAAAUGGAGGUGAAUUAGUGUUGCCCAUAAUAACCGUGGACUCCCUAGACCCCCCGUCAAUCGCCACCCACUACCCAGUAAUCCCACCACCCCCCACCACCUACCGCCCCUUCCUCACCCUGUUCGAAACCACCAAAGAGUCCCUCCCCUUGCCAAACGGCCGGCCCCCUUGCCCCUUGGACCAGGAGGACUGCGAGGAGACCAUCGAGGUGUCGGCGUACGGCUCGGGGGAGAUGACCGAGUCUGAUGACGAGGACUAUUACAAAAUCCCCCUGGUCACCGACAGGACUGUCCUCCCUCCUCCCCCAGCUGUCGAGGGCAGUGUCCAGAACCCCCGAGACCGCCACUUCUCCCGCGCCCCAAACUCCCACCACCCACCUCUCUCCUCCACCCCCACAGCCAACCCCGACAAGCUCAGCCCCCACAUUAAGCCCGCCGGCGGCGGCAGCAGCAGUAGCAACAACAAAAUCCCGGCCGGGAAAAUGAACACCCGGGACCAGGUGCUGCUGCCGCCGGCCCACCCCUCUUCAGACCCGGGCCACCGCAGAGUCCCAGGAAUAACCUACCCCCCAAAUUUCCCCCAUGUUCCCACUCCAGACCCCACGUCUCCUGAAAGAGGGCUCCCGGGCGCCGUGGAGGUGCAGCAGUCCAGCAGCACCACAGGAAUGGUGGUCGGCAUCGUGGCGGCCGCCGCCCUCUGCAUCCUCAUCCUGCUCUACGCCAUGUACAAGUACCGCAACCGCGACGAGGGCUCCUACCAGGUGGACCAGAGCCGCAACUACAUCAGUAACUCAGCCACGCAGAGCAACGGAGCCCUGGUGAAGGAGAAACAGCCCAGCACUGCCAAGACGGUCACCAAGAACAAGAAGAACAAAGACAAAGAGUACUACGUCUGAGGGAGCGCCGGCGUGACACACAGAGACAGAGAGAUGCACUUAGAGAAGGAAAGAGACGAGAGACAGAGGGAGAGAAAGGGCAGUAUAUGGAGACGUAGCAGAGGGUUAUUAUUAAAAACUCAGUAUUGUCAAGUGGCCAUACAUGUCAAUUCCAAUCUAAUCAGAGGGAGGCAGCAAAAUAAGAAGGCAAGGUGACAUCAUGGUUCUGUUCACACCGUUCAGCAUUGCUUUGAUUGAUUGGACUUCUUAUUCCUAUUACCAUGGUAAGGAUUUAAGGCAAGGUUAUAACACCUCAGAUCACAACACUCACUGUGCCAACAACCGUGUACCAAAUGCUGAUAAAACAGUGAUUUAUGCGUUAGCACAUGACAGGUUAUUUAAUAUCGUGAGUACUGUAGGAAAGCGCCACCAUCAGUAUUUGUGUCAUGGUCCUCACUCGUGGUGUAAGCCUUUGCCUUAGAAAGUAUCAACAUAUUAUUUUACACAUUUGAAUUGGCAACUUGACAUCCCUCUGUCAAAUCAAUAUACUGCCGGCUCACAGAGACAUUGUGUCAAACCCAGCUCUCCCACCUCUGUGAGUGUUCCACGUCUCCGAUCUCUCACCUCUUGUCAGAUCUCUCUCUCUCUUCCUCUCAUUCGCUCGUGCACCCUGUUUCUCUCCUUGUCCGGUGCGCCGCAGCCAAUGCAACGUAAACUCUGCCGUGUUUCAAGCAUGUAGUAUUCAUUUACGGAAAAGAGAUAAAAAACUUUUUCUUUCUGUGGAGUUUAAAAAAAACAAAAAAAUACGACGACGAUUGAUGAUCAUAACAACGUUUAAACGUAGCAACUAUGUGAGAUACCAACGCUCCAACCCAAUGGAUGCUAACUUGUACGUUAAGCCGCCAAAAACUUGUUGAGGCCAAAACCCCUUGGUCGUCCUUUGUUCCAGCAGAUCUGUGUCAUGUGUAUCUGGGGCUCCGAGGCGCCCCUCCCUAGUGGGCCAGCAGAGAAACUGUGUCACGUCCUUACAGUACAGUUACUAAUAACCGAAAAACUGAAAACACCUCCAGCAAACAAGAUGAGCUCUGUUCUAUAUAAUUAUAAAUAUAUGUAUAGACGUUGCAGAAACCUAUGGACCUAAAGCGUGAGCGAGUCAGAAAGCGAGAGAACGCUGAUAGUGUGCAGCGAAGACAGACUUUAGGAUGUUUGACGGUUACAACGCCCCAACCCCCGCUCCUCAGACCCCACCCUCUCAUGAACAGUACGGCUGACGCUGCCUUGCUGCAGGACUCAGUCACUUUGGUUUGCUCUUUUCUUUUUUAUUUGAUUCUUUUCUCUGGAGAAACGAGAGACAUUUUAGGGAAAUUCUGGAUUCAUUCUUGCUGGAGUUCCACUCUGGAGAGAGAUACCUUGCAGCUGAAGAUGCGACCGUGUCUUUCGCCCCCUCUCUAGCCUGACUGGACUGAUGGCAGCCAAUGGGCUAAGCAAACUUUGUGGGAAGAGCACACAAAUACAAGGCGAACGGCAGUUCCCUGGAAGAUGUACAACAGAACUCUAGUAUUCCAAUUUUCUCAACUCUAUUAAAAAAAAGAAAACUGUACCAUGAAAAGAAAAGAAAAUCCUGAAAAAAGUUUGUGAAAUGUCUAAAUAUUUGACUCUCAUCCCAUUACUAAGAGAAAUGUGUUUUCCCUACCAUCAUUCCUGUUUGGAGAAAAGAAAAAAGAUUAUGAUCCUGGAAAAUGGAAAUUUCUAUGUAUUUUCUUUUGGUAAUUGAGCAAAUGUGAUUUGGGUUAUGAACAUGAAACCACACAUUCUCCUUUUAUUCCAUCUGUCAUCCUCAAACUGUUUUGUCUUGCAUCCAUUCCUUUUUCUCUGUAUGGCAGAUUGUAUGUCCCCAUACCCUGUGGAGAAAGCAGGCUCUAUCCAUUCUCCAUGCUUUUUUUAAUUUGUUUUAUAUCUAUUUCUGUCUAUCUGGCUAGAGACAAGAUGGCAGCCGUUUCAUUUGACAGGCUCCAUCGAUUCACUCUCCUGCCACGUUUGUCUGGUUUCUCUCUUUCUCCAUUCCAAGCAUACUCCUCCCAGUAUCUUCCUGUUCUUUCUAAAUGUUAUUGUAAAGUGUUCCAGU
Anoplopoma fimbria (sablefish) is the source of this 7162-nucleotide messenger RNA. RefSeq names its product neurexin 2b (gene nrxn2b). NCBI's taxonomy places the organism in Eukaryota, Metazoa, Chordata, Actinopteri, Perciformes, Anoplopomatidae. The record is from RefSeq and is a predicted model, not a curated record.